This is a messenger RNA of Gekko japonicus, 1684 nucleotides long. Its product is annotated as unconventional myosin-Id-like. Gene Ontology annotation, cellular component: plasma membrane; cytoplasm; actin cytoskeleton. The coding region runs from base 1 to 1611 and encodes 536 amino acids. The transcript has 12 exons. Gene Ontology annotation, biological process: vesicle transport along actin filament; actin filament organization. The record is from RefSeq and is a predicted model, not a curated record. Gene Ontology annotation, molecular function: actin filament binding; ATP binding; microfilament motor activity. Lineage: Eukaryota; Metazoa; Chordata; Lepidosauria; Squamata; Gekkonidae.
AUGCGGAUCUUCAAGGUUAUAAAAAUAGUCAAGACCCAAGAUUGCGGGAGACCAGACAUAAGGUUGUGCGGGACAAAGUUUAUGCUGUUCAAUAUCAACAAGUCUUUGUCUGGUGAUCCUAAGAAUAUUAAGCUCAUCCGACAAAGCAAGAUCAUUGAGCUCUGUGCUAUGGACAAAAACUUGGAGUUCGACAGAGACUUUAGGAUUAAGCACUACGCAGGCGAUGUGAUCUACUCAGUCACGGGAUUUAUUGAUAAAAACAAGGACACUUUGUUUCAAGAUUUCAAACGCCUGAUGUAUAACAGCUCCAACCCUGUUUUGAAAAAGAUGUGGCCAGAAGGCAAGCUGAGCAUCACAGAGGUGACCAAGCGCCCGCUGACAGCUGCAACCUUGUUCAAGAACUCCAUGAUCGCUUUAGUGGACAACUUGGGCUCUAAGGAACCAUUCUAUGUCCGCUGCAUCAAGCCCAAUGACAAGAAAUCUCCCCAGCUGUUCGACGAAGAACGUUGCAGGCAUCAGGUGGAAUACCUUGGGCUUCUGGAGAACGUGCGGGUCCGACGGGCUGGAUUUGCCUAUCGCCAAACGUAUGAGAAGUUCCUUCACAGUUUUGAGGACGAGCAAAGAACGACAGCUGCUAGUCCAGGGAAACCUUUGGAAGAGGAUAGAUCAACCUCAGGGAUGAAUGGCAAAAUCUCUAAUAUACAAGAGUAUGUGUGGAGGGGCACGCUGGCCCGCCUGCGCUACAAGAGGACCCGGGCUGCCCUCAAGAUCAUCCAGUGCUACCGUCGGUACAAAGUCAAAUCCUACAUCCGGGAGGUUGCCCGGCGGUUUCAUAACGUGAGGUCCAUGAAGGGGUACGGCAAACACGUGAAGUGGCCCAGCCCUCCGAAAGUGCUGUGGAGGUUUGGAGAGGCCCUGCAGUCCAUCUACCACAGAUGGAGGGCACACGAACUGAUCAAGAGUAUCCCCCCAAAAGACCUUCCUCAGAUCAGGGCAAAGGUGGCUGCAAUGGAACUGCUGAAGGGCCACCGAGCUGAUAUCGGACUUCACAGAGCCUGGCACGGGGACUACAUGGCAUCAAAUCCAGAUAACCCUCAGUCGGCAGGUGUGUUCAUCCCCGUUGCCAAUGAUCUGAAGCGGAAGGACAAAUUCAUGAACGUUCUCUUCUCUUCUCAUGUUCGCAAGGUAAACCACUUCAGCCGAGUCGAAGAUCGAGCGAUUUUUAUCACAGACAGACAUCUUUACAAGAUGGACCCUACAAAACACUACAAAGUUAUGAAGACCAUCCCCCUGUACAACCUGACGGGAUUGAGUGUCUCCAACGGAAAAGAUCAACUUGUAGUCUUCCAUACCAAAGACAGCAAAGACCUCGUUGUCUGCCUUCUCAGCACGCAUCCGGUCAAUGAGAGCAGGAUUGGGGAGCUGGUCGGAGUUCUGGCAAGCCACUUCAAAAGUGAGAAACGUCGCCUGCAAGUGAGCGUCACCAAUCCGGUCCAGUGCAGCCUGCAUGGUCGGAAAUGCACCGUCUCCGUGGAAACCAGGAUCAACCAAUCACAGCCGGACUUCACCAAGAACCGCACAGGCUUCAUCCUCUGUGUGCCUGGGAAUUAGCAUCCCUCCUGCAGCUAGGGGAAGGGAAGAGGAGCCAGACUCCUGCGAGGAGGAGGAGGACGACGAGGACGAC